Molecule: messenger RNA, 423 nt
Organism: Phytophthora sojae
Lineage: Eukaryota; Oomycota; Peronosporomycetes; Peronosporales; Peronosporaceae
Exons: 1
Coding region: 1-423 (140 amino acids)
Source: RefSeq, a predicted model, not a curated record
AUGGAAGGCACCCUUACUGCUCCACCUGUGUGCGGCGCUGAAGCUGAAGACGCUGCUGAGAGAAGCGUAAGCGGCACGGACACCAACGGGAGCGGCGUCGAGAGGGCACCCCCGCAUGGUGGAGGCCGUGGUGGUCGCGGGGCAGGUCGCGGUGGUCGUGGAGGACGAGGAGCUUUGACCAGGCCAGCUGCAUCAUGGAGCGAUGAUGAUGUGAGCGAGUUCUUUCGCCUCCGUUACGCAGAGUUAGCUGACAACUUUAAGAACACGAAGGACACCAAGCGCAUCAAAUAUGCGUGGGCCGUCUUAGCAUCAACACUCUCUGUUAACCAGAGCAAAGUGUUCACUGACCAGCAGUGUCAACCUGAGAUUCUGUCGAAACCACUCGUCGUAGACCGCGUCAUACAGCAUAGCCUCAAACUCUAG